Molecule: messenger RNA, 729 nt
Organism: Cylicocyclus nassatus
Lineage: Eukaryota; Metazoa; Nematoda; Chromadorea; Rhabditida; Strongylidae
Source: the annotation of a GenBank genome assembly
AUGUCAUGCUUUGUGUUUCAGUGCAUCAAGGGCAACUACAGCAACUACACGAAAGACACAGUUUGCAAGGCCAGCGAAUUCUUAGGGAUAGCAGAAAAUCAACCACCUGACAUUCAUCGGAUUAAUGAAGCAAUGGCAAAUCUACAUGCUUUAUUAGACCACGAGGGUCGCGAACUUCCGGGGCAAGAGGAUGUUGUUCGUUUUAUUCGCGUCAUUGCCAUUAUAAUGGGAAAUCAGGUUGACAUACCAUAUCCACCAGAACCACCAACACCAGACGAACACGUACAAGAGUGGUUUGGCCGUGAUGACUGUGAAAUAAAUGAUGAAAAUUUGACACUGUUUGUUGGACAAAAUGGGAGGACCGUUGACCUUAAGCAAAUCCACAAUAGCUUGAGAAGAACAGGACCAAGAAAUACAGCAGAAUUUUUCGCAAACUUCAUGACUAUGCUUCUUGUGCAGGUGAGGCCUUCUUUAGUACUAAAUUUCCAUAAACACCAUGGUUUUCGGCAUUUGAUGAGAAAUCUUGGAAAGAUUUAUCGCUUGCGGAAAAUCCUAGCAAGCUCCAUUUCGUUGACCGAGAGCAGAUUUACGGUAAGAGCUUGUCUUGUUAGUUCAAUGCGAACGCCAAUGCCUAUUACAGACUUCAUCGAAGCAACUCUUAGGCGCAACGGAGAACUGCCCAAAGAUUUUGAAGAGGACCAACCAAAGGAUAUCAAAAAUUUUAUGUAA